AUGUUAUACAGAUACUUUGCCGUCUUAACAGCUUUGACAGCUAUCUCAGCUCUUCCUUCUCCCCACUCUAUCAAGAGAGGCGGCGGGGGUGAACCACAAGAUGAUCCCAACAAUAUCCAUUUAGAAGUUGCCCUGGCUGCCAAUUCCAAACACGUCGAUAUAACCAAUCAAACCGAUAUAAUCUGGGGAGGAACGGCGAACAAAGUAUUCACGUGGGGUCCAAACCAUGAUGGUUAUGCUCCGAAACCAUUCUGGUGGUUGGUCUAUGCUGAGGAUACGAAUGAGGUCAAUCCGAAUGAAGAUAACCUGAAAUAUAAUAUGAGCUGUAAAGCACAAUUACUCCAAGAUCACAAGCCGGGUGACUACUACAAUGUCAAACUGGACACUACCGCUCCCUACGUCCAUCCUACCUCAGGAGGGGACUGGAACCAGAUCCUUACAAAAGCCAAUGUAAUUUGUGAAACUGGUGAAUGCGUUGCUAAAGAUGGAUGUAAAGGAUUGGAGAUACCUAAAUGGGAUCAAGCUUAUUUGGAUGCUUACGAUAAGAGUCAAAUCACGGCGAAGAGAGGUCUGAGAUCUGCUGGAGUAGGGUAUAAUCUUUCAGCAGCGGAGAACUCAGACACCGACGAUGGAGACGAUAAGGAUCUCAUUGAUGAGUUUGCUGAUUGGUUCAAGGACGAUGAUUAG
Messenger RNA from Kwoniella botswanensis, 687 nucleotides. RefSeq lists its product as uncharacterized. The record is from RefSeq and is a predicted model, not a curated record. The coding region runs from base 1 to 687 and encodes 228 amino acids. The transcript has 2 exons. NCBI's taxonomy places the organism in Eukaryota, Fungi, Basidiomycota, Tremellomycetes, Tremellales, Cryptococcaceae.